Molecule: messenger RNA, 1768 nt
Organism: Cynara cardunculus var. scolymus (artichoke)
Lineage: Eukaryota; Viridiplantae; Streptophyta; Magnoliopsida; Asterales; Asteraceae
Product: serine/threonine-protein kinase D6PKL1-like
Exons: 2
Coding region: 1-1635 (544 amino acids)
Biological process (GO): protein phosphorylation
Cellular component (GO): cytoplasm; plasma membrane; nucleus
Molecular function (GO): ATP binding; protein serine/threonine kinase activity
Source: RefSeq, a predicted model, not a curated record
AUGAAUUCUAAAUCUAAUCUGAAGGUUUCCACCGGAAAACAGAGCAGAAUCGUUUGUAGUCGGUCGCCGGAAAAGCCACCGGCAGAACCCGAAAGAACACCUGAAAUCAAGUCUCAGGACUCUCAGCAAACCAAUAGUUCUGAAUCUGUAACCGAUACUAAACGAAGUCCAAACGAAAGCCAAAAAAUGGGAUCGAUCGAAGAAAUGAAACCGUUGCCGAUUGGGGGUUUUAAGGAUUGGUCGGAAUCCGGAAAACCGGUCGAAAAAACCGAUUUUGUCGAAAGUGGGAAGAGUAGCAUCUGCAGAGGAAGCACAAGCACAGAUUUGAGUGAUGAAAGUAGUUACAGCAGUUUAAGUAACAGCAUCAACAAACCCCAUAAAUCGAACGAUUCGAGAUGGGAAGCGAUCCAAGCCGUUCGAUUAAAAGACGGGGUUUUGGGUUUGAAUCAUUUCCGCUUGUUGAAACGAUUGGGUUGUGGCGAUAUCGGAAGUGUUUAUCUUUGCGAGCUUUCGGGUACAAAAUGUUAUUUUGCGAUGAAAGUGAUGGAUAAAGUGACACUCGAGGGUCGUAAUAAGUUGCUACGAGCUCAAACCGAACGGGAAAUACUUCAAUCGUUGGAUCAUCCGUUUCUUCCGAGUUUGUAUACGCAUUUCGAGACCGAAAAGUUCUCAUGUUUGGUCAUGGAGUUUUGCCCUGGGGGCGAUUUGCACAUGCUUCGACAACGACAACCGGCAAAACGGUUUUGCGAACAAGCUGUCAAGUUCUAUGCCGCAGAGAUACUUCUCGCAAUGGAAUACCUACAUAUGCUCGGAAUAGUCUAUCGUGACCUGAAGCCGGAAAAUGUUCUCGUUAGGGAAGACGGUCAUAUAAUGCUUACGGACUUCGAUCUUUCCCUUCGUUGUUCGGUCAGUCCAACGCUCGUUAACUCAUCAUCUUUAGAAAACGAACCCCUCCGAAAGAACUCGGCUUAUUGCGUUCAGCCGGCCUGCAUCGAACCACCUUCCUGUAUCCAACCAUCAUGUGUGGUUCCCACAUCUUGUUUCUCGCCAAGAUUCUUCUCGAGUCGGUCCAAGAAAGACAAGAAACCGAAAUCUGAGAUCGGAAACCAAGUCAGACCGUUGCCGGAACUUAUGGCUGAGCCGACCGGAGUCCGGUCAAUGUCGUUUGUUGGGACACACGAGUAUUUAGCGCCGGAGAUUAUUAAAAAUGAAGGGCAUGGCAGCGCAGUGGAUUGGUGGACUCUUGGGAUCUUCUUGUACGAGUUAUUUUUCGGUAAAACUCCGUUUAAAGGCUCGGGUAAUCGAGCGACUCUGAUGAACGUCGUUGGGCAGCCGUUGAGGUUUCCCGAGUCGCCGGUGGUGAGUUUUCCGGCGAGAGAUCUGAUCAGAGGGUUACUAGUGAAAGAACCACGUCAAAGAUUGGCGUACAAGAGAGGAGCGACGGAAAUCAAACAACAUCCCUUCUUCGAAGGCGUGAAUUGGGCGUUGAUCCGUUGCGCGAGCCCGCCGGAAAUCCCGAAGCCGGUGGUGUUUGAGCGGAUUGGUUCUCCGGUGCCGUCCCUUUGCGAGAAAAACGUCGUCGUUGCACCGGAGAAGAAGGGUUCGGAGAAUUAUCUUGAAUUUGAUUUAUUUUGAAAUUGUUUAAUUAUGAAAACAAUUUUCUUGAUUUCGAUUGAUGAUUUAUUUUGUCGAAAGGAUGAGAUUUGUACGAUAUUUUGUUUGAAAAACAUUUGAAAAUGUGAAUCCGUUUUUGUGUUGGUUAACGUUA